Messenger RNA from Eublepharis macularius, 2308 nucleotides. RefSeq names its product zinc finger protein 501-like. NCBI's taxonomy places the organism in Eukaryota, Metazoa, Chordata, Lepidosauria, Squamata, Eublepharidae. The record is from RefSeq and is a predicted model, not a curated record. The coding region runs from base 691 to 2124 and encodes 477 amino acids. Gene Ontology annotation, biological process: negative regulation of transcription by RNA polymerase II. The transcript has 2 exons. Gene Ontology annotation, molecular function: DNA-binding transcription repressor activity, RNA polymerase II-specific.
UCACACGAAGUAACUCUCCAACAGAAAACAAAAAUGGUGAGAGCAACGUGUCCUUUUCCAAAUCGUAUUAUAAACAAGGAUAGCAGGUAAGGAACGAGUGCAGGUAACAAAAUAUCCAGCCUUUUUGUAAGAAAAGAUUAGCAAACAUUCUCUUAACAUCACAUCAAUGUUUAGGCUUCCAGUCCUGCAGGAUUCACAUAAACAAUUCCGGCAGAGCAAGGCUGACUCUCGAGUAGAAAUGCUCACCUCAAAUAUUAGGCGGAUAUCUGCUGUCAAGAAUCUGGGCAAAGUUCAUUAAGCUGAGUAAGUUCAAAAUGGAAAUUUCUUAAGGCCUUGAUGGGCUAAGAAAGCUUGGCUGCCACAAUCUCUGUUUGGCAGAGAAUUGGCACAGAACUCCCAGUGAUUCUCAAAUCCAUGCUGUACUCCACACACACCCCCCAAUACCCUACAUCUGGUAAUUUCUGGAGGGACAGCUGACUUGGUUUGGAAUUGCUGAAUUUAUGUAGACACAGCAAAGUUCUAACUUUGUGUUUUUUUCCCUCAUAAAAAGGACCUCAGAUUGCCAAACCUGACCUCAUAUCCUGGCUGGAGAAAGAGGAAGAGCUGUUUCUCCUGACCCCUGAGGAUGAGGAAGGCUUGGCAGCAGGAGGCAUCUGGGAGUCAGCAGCUGUAACAUCUGACCAUCCAGGGAUGGAGGAAAAUGUUACAUAUACAUAUAGGAAAGAAAACAUUGAAGAUUGUGAUGUAUUGAAGAAGGAGGCAGGAAAACACCCCCAUAAUGGAAGGAAUAAUUCAGGUCUUUUAUAUAGUGGUGAUUCUCGACUGCAAAAUACGAACAGAGAAGAUGGUAUGAAUGAGUGCAUUGCAACAAGGAAAAGUUUUCCUGAAAAAUCAGAUAUUAAUAUUCAAUGGAGCAUAAAUAAAAAGAAGAAAAUAUAUAAAUGCCAGGAAUUUAGGGAAAGCUUCGAGCAGAAAGAUAACUUAACUCUUCAUCAAAUGAUUCACAGAGGGAAGAAACCAUAUAAAUGCCUGAAAUGUGGGAAAAUCUUCCGUAAUAAUGGAAACCUUACUUCCCAUCAAAGGUUUCACACAGGGGAGAAACUAUAUAAAUGCCUGGAGUGUGGAAAAUGCUUCGAUCACAGUAGACGAUUUAAUGACCAUCAAAGUAUUCAUAGAGGGGAGAAACAAUAUAAAUGUCUGGAGUGUGAAAAAACUUUUCGGUGGAAGGAUAGCUUGACUAUUCAUCAAAGGAUUCACACAGGAAAGAAACUGUAUAAAUGCUUUGAAUGUGGCAAAAGCUUCAGUCGGAGUGAUUGCCUUACUGUCCAUCAAAGAAUUCACACAGGGGAGAAACCAUAUAAAUGCAUGGAAUGUGGCAAAAGCUUCAGUCGGAGUGGGAGCCUUACUAUCCAUCAAAAGAUUCACACCGGGGAGAAACAAUAUAAAUGCCUGAAAUGUGGGGAAGUCUUCAGUAAUAAUGGAAACCUUACUUCCCAUCAAAGGAUUCACAGAGGGGAGAAACCAUAUGAAUGCCUGGAGUGUGGAAAAUGCUUCGAUCACAGUAGACGACUUAGUGACCAUCAAAGUAUUCACAGAGGGGAGAAACCAUAUAAAUGUCUGGAGUGCAAAAAAUCUUUUGCAUGGAAAGUUAGCCUAAAUGUUCAUCAUCAAAGGAUUCACACAGGGAAGAAACCAUAUAAAUGCCUAGAGUGUGGAAAAUGCUUCAGUUAUAGGGGACGAUUUAUUGACCAUCAAAGUAUUCACAGAGGGGAUAAACCAUAUAAAUGUCUAGUGUGCGAAAAAAGUUUUGGAUGGAAGGAUAAUCUAACUGUUCAUCAAAGGAUUCACACAAAAGAAAAACCGUAUAAAUGCCAUGAGUGUGAAAAAAGUUUUCAGCGGAAGGAUAAACUAACUUCCCAUCAAAGGAUUCACACAAAUACAAAGCUUUAUAAAUGCCUAGAAUGCAGAAAAAGCUUUGUGCGGAAGGAUAACCUGACUGUUCAUCAAAGGAUUCACACAGAGGAGAAACCAUAUAAAUGCCUCGAGUGUAGAAAAAGCUUCAGAGAAAGUGGAAGUCUUAUUUCCCACCAAAGAAUUCACAGAGGGGAGAAGGUAUCAAAAUGAUUGGAGCACGGAGAAAGCUUCAGUCAUAGUUUAACGCUUUACUUCUCAUCUAAGGAUUCAUUUGGGAGAAAUCAUAGACAUAAUUGAAGUGUGGAAGGACAGUACCUAAAAUACUUUGGCAUACAAAAUUCCAAAGUAAUGCAAUAAAACAGUGUAAUAAAAUAACCCACAAAUCAGUAUCUGU